AUUUGCUGUUGGUGAAUAGGCCAAACUUCUCGGUAACAGAGGCACAACGGUAGAGCUGAACAGCUUCGUGAAACGGUCUUCAUGGACCAUUUCACCGAGCUGUUAAUGCAACAGGCUGAAAUCAUAGUAAAGAAUGUGGUGCAGAACGCCAAGAGGUACCUUCAAGACUUGCUGGUGGAAGAAGAGAAAGGUCAUUUUAAAAUCGGUAACAUCCAAUGGAUUGCAUGUAAGGACUUCACAGUUGCCAUUGGGGCAAAACAAAUAGAAGAAUAUAUUUCUACAUGGGAGUUUUCCAAUUGCUGGCUUCACUGCCUGGACUACCUGAAAGAGGAGGAGCUAGAAUACCAUAUUCAUCAUCAUUAUCGUGUACGGUGGAGUGUACCAACACGAAGGAAGCCCAUUCCACGAGCAACAGCCUCUACUUACUUCAUCAUUGAAAUCUCUAAAGUUAAACCACUUGUUUUUCCAGUUGAAGUUUACUUCUUUUUUGAAUCAAACAGACUUCUGCACAGACCAGGUGAAUCGAGAUUCAGAGAAAAAUGGCUAAAAGACCUCAUUGAAAGCAAAAUUCUUUUAAUGGAACACGUGACCUUUUAGGAUUUUUGAGUAUUUAUGAAUUAGGUGUAUCAAGGAGAGAAAUUAAAUAUAACUCUAUCUUUGUCUUUUUUUACAUUUCCUCCAACUUUCUAUUCUUUUAAAAGUUGGGGGCUGCUUGCUAUGACGGUUCCAUGGGCCUGGGUUGCUCUCUGCUGCCACUUUGUCUAGGGCACUUCAGACUUGUGUGACCUUCUUGAUAAUACUUUUACCUGGUUGAAUCAUCAUGGAGCAAAUAAUUAUUUUCCA
This is a messenger RNA of Carcharodon carcharias (great white shark), 843 nucleotides long. It is a transcript of the gene akap14, whose product is annotated as A-kinase anchoring protein 14. Gene Ontology annotation, cellular component: cAMP-dependent protein kinase complex. The record is from RefSeq and is a predicted model, not a curated record. Lineage: Eukaryota; Metazoa; Chordata; Chondrichthyes; Lamniformes; Lamnidae. Gene Ontology annotation, molecular function: protein kinase A regulatory subunit binding. The transcript has 6 exons. The coding region runs from base 82 to 597 and encodes 171 amino acids.